This is a messenger RNA of Ustilaginoidea virens, 1248 nucleotides long. RefSeq lists its product as uncharacterized. Gene Ontology annotation, cellular component: fungal-type cell wall. Gene Ontology annotation, molecular function: glycosyltransferase activity; hydrolase activity, hydrolyzing O-glycosyl compounds. Bases 1 to 1248 code for a protein of 415 amino acids. Gene Ontology annotation, biological process: carbohydrate metabolic process; fungal-type cell wall organization. Lineage: Eukaryota; Fungi; Ascomycota; Sordariomycetes; Hypocreales; Clavicipitaceae. The transcript is spliced from 2 exons. The record is from RefSeq and is a predicted model, not a curated record.
AUGUUCUCAAAGGCCCUCUCUGCUGCCGCGGUGGCACUCACCGCUUCCAGUCUGGUCUCUGCCCAAACCUUUACACAGUGCAACCCCCUCAAGAAGACUUGCCCUGCUGAUCCCGCCUUUGGCACGACUGUCAACUGCGACUUCACCCAGGGGCUGUGUGAUGCCUUCAAGCAGGCGGAUGGCACCAACCUGGACAAAGGCGACAAGGGUGUUGUCUUCAGCAUCAAGUCCGAGUCAAACGCCCCCACCAUUUCCACUGGCAAGUACAUCUUCUUCGGCAAGGUCGAGGUAGUUCUUCAAGCCGCUCCCGGUAACGGCAUCGUUACCUCGUCCGUCUUGCAGUCGGACGACCUAGAUGAGAUCGACUGGGAGGUUAUUGGAAGCGACACCACCCAAGUCCAGUCCAACUACUUCAGCAAAGGUGACACCUCCACCUACAACCGCGGUGGCUUCCACCCCGUCAGCAACCCUGCCUCCUCCUUCCACACCUACACCAUCGAGUGGACCUCCAAGGCUGUCAACUGGAUGAUUGACGGCAAGGUUGUUCGCACCCUUUCCGCCGACGCCGUCAAGGACAAGUACCCCCAGAGCCCCAUGCAGGUCAAGCUGGGUACCUGGUGCGCCGGCGGCAAGAACUCUCCCCAGGGCACUCGCGAGUGGGCUGGCGGCUACACCGACUUCUCCCAGGCUCCCUUCAACGCCUACUACAAGAGCAUCAGCAUCGUCGACUACGCGGGCAAGGACAGCCCUGCCAACGGCGGCGUCAAGGAGUACAUUUACGGCGACAACUCUGGCAGCUGGCAGAGCAUCAAGGUCGUCGGCGGCUCCGGCAGCUCUGCUUCCUCGUCUGCCGCCGCCUCGUCUUCUGCUCCUGCUGCCUCGUCUUCUUCUGCCGCCGCCUCGUCUUCUGCUGCUGCUGCCUCGUCGUCUGCUGCCUCCGCUUCUUCUUCUGCUGCCGCUUCUUCUUCUUCUGCCGCCGCUUCUUCUUCUUCUUCUUCUGCCGCUGCCGCCUCCUCCGCCUCCUCCGCCUCCGGCAAGGGUACCACCGCCAGCGCCUCUGCCGGCGGCGUCAGCACCACCCUGACGCCCGUCGUCACCUCGAGCGCUCCCGCCGAUGCUUCCACCACCGCCAGCGCCACCGGGAAGCCCACCGCCAGCGUCGUCCCCGGCGCUGCUUCUCGGGGUUCUGUCGCCGCGGCCGGAGUCUUGAUGGCCGCCGGCGCCCUGGCUCUGGCCCAGCUCCUGUAA